AUGGGUGGGAAGCAGAACGCUGAUGUCGAGCACCGCAAGUCCAAGCUGCAAAUGCCAGCUUUAGUUGAUAUACCAGGGGAGGAAAUGAAUGUUCUUAGUUUCUGGGAAAGCCACGAUACAUUUCAAAUAUCUUUAAGGCAAUCAGCUGGGAAACCGAGGUUCACAUUUUACGAUGGCCCGCCAUUCGCUACAGGCCUCCCGCAUUAUGGUCAUUUGUUAGCUGGGACAAUAAAAGAUAUUGUUACUCGUUACGCUCACCAAAGAGGGCAUCAUGUUGAACGGCGUUUUGGGUGGGAUUGUCACGGACUUCCUGUGGAAUACGAAGUUGAUAAAGAGCUUGGUAUAACAGGUCCUCAUGAUGUGGAAAAAAUGGGAGUAGCUUGUUAUAACGACAAAUGUCGAGCUAUUGUUAUGCGUUACAGUUCUCAGUGGGAGAAAGUAACAAACCGUCUUGGUCGCUGGAUAGAUUUCAAAAAUGACUACAGGACAAUGUAUCCAUGGUUUAUGGAAUCAGUUUGGUGGGUUUUCAAGCAGCUAUAUGACAAGGGAUUGGUUUAUCGUGGCCUCAAAGUUAUGCCAUUUUCUACUGCGUGCUCUACCCCUCUUUCCAAUUUUGAAGCUGGCCAAAACUACAAGGAUGUUCAAGACCCAGCUAUUGUUGUUAGUUUUCCGCUUGAUAGCGACCCUGAAGUUUCAUUGAUAGCUUGGACAACAACUCCUUGGACUCUUGUCAGCAAUCUGGCACUGUGCAUGCAUCCAGACAAAGAAUAUGUCAAGAUUUUAGAUUUACCAAAGAAUCGGAUAUUUGUGAUCAUGAAAGCUCGUCUUACAUCACUGUAUAAACAGGAGAGUGAUUAUAAGAUCCUAGAGACAUUUAGAGGAAAAUCUAUGGAGGGUCUAACUUAUCAGCCUCCAUUUAACUACUUUAUACAUCUGAAGAAAGAAAGUGGUGCAUUUCGUAUUUUAUGUGAUCCUUAUGUAACAGAAGAUGUUGGUACUGGUAUUGUACAUCAAGCUCCAUAUUUUGGUGAAGAUGAUUUUCGUGUUUGCCUUAUAAAUGGUGUUAUAAGUAAAGAUACAACAAUGAUAUGUCCUGUCAAUCCAAAUGGUCGAUUUACUGAUGAAAUUCAAGAUUUCGCUGGAAUGUAUGUAAAGGAUGCUGAUAAGUGUAUAUGUCAAAGCUUAAAACAACGUGGUCGUUUAAUACAUCAAAGUACAAUAACACAUAGUUAUCCAUUUUGCUGGAGGUCAGAUACUCCACUGAUAUAUAAAGCUAUUCCAACGUGGUUUAUUCGUGUAGAACAAUUAGUCGAUAAAUUGUUGGCUAACAACGCCAAGUGCCAAUGGGUACCAGAUUUUGUACGUGAAGGUAGAUUUGCCAACUGGUUACGAGAUGCACGUGAUUGGGCUGUGUCUAGAAAUCGUUUUUGGGGCACACCAAUACCAAUAUGGGCUAGUGAUGAUUUAGAAGAAGUAGUCUGUAUCGGUUCCAUAGCAGAAUUAAAACUAUUAUCCGGUGUGGAAGUGAAAGAUUUACACAAAGAAUUCGUUGAUCCAAUCACUAUUCCAUCAGCAACUGGACGUGGAGUAUUACGUCGUAUUUCUGAAGUUUUCGACUGUUGGUUCGAGUCCGGAUCUAUGCCAUAUGCUCAGAUACACUAUCCAUUUGAGAAUACAAAAGUUUUUAAUGAAGGUUUUCCAGCGGAUUUCAUCGCUGAAGGUAUCGAUCAAACACGUGGUUGGUUUUAUACCCUAUUGGUAUUAUCAACUGCUUUAUUUGAUCAACCACCGUUUCGUAAUCUAAUCGUCAAUGGGAUUGUUUAG
Molecule: messenger RNA, 1824 nt
Organism: Heterobilharzia americana
Lineage: Eukaryota; Metazoa; Platyhelminthes; Trematoda; Strigeidida; Schistosomatidae
Source: the annotation of a GenBank genome assembly